This is a messenger RNA of Drosophila busckii, 2399 nucleotides long. RefSeq names its product NADH-ubiquinone oxidoreductase 75 kDa subunit, mitochondrial (gene ND-75). The transcript has 6 exons. Gene Ontology annotation, molecular function: iron-sulfur cluster binding; NADH dehydrogenase (ubiquinone) activity. The record is from RefSeq and is a predicted model, not a curated record. NCBI's taxonomy places the organism in Eukaryota, Metazoa, Arthropoda, Insecta, Diptera, Drosophilidae. The coding region runs from base 109 to 2316 and encodes 735 amino acids. Gene Ontology annotation, biological process: ATP synthesis coupled electron transport. Gene Ontology annotation, cellular component: membrane.
AACGCGGCACAACGCACACUGUCAAUAAGCGAUAACAAAUAAAAAAAGUUGUCGCUGCACGGCAUUAAAAAAUUAUUGUAGGCACUGCUAAAUAAUUGCCAGUUAACCAUGAUACGUGCACCGUUGGUGAAGGCGCUGGGUGCGCUCGGCUCACCCACACAUCAGAUUGCCAGCCGUGCGGUGCGCACCAGUGCCGUCCUGGCCCAAACACCUGCAAAGGCGCCCGAGAAAAUCGAAGUCUUUGUAGAUGAUAUACCCGUGCAGGUGCUGCCCGGCACUACAGUGCUGCAGGCUGCUGCAGAGGUCGGUGUAGAAAUACCACGCUUCUGUUAUCACGAACGUUUGGCCGUAGCAGGCAAUUGUCGCAUGUGUCUGGUGGAAGUGGAGAAGAGUCCUAAGCCAGUGGCUGCUUGUGCUAUGCCUGUCAUGAAGGGCUGGCGCAUUAAGACCAAUUCCGAUUUGACACGCAAGGCACGCGAGGGCGUCAUGGAAUUUCUGUUGAUGAAUCAUCCACUGGAUUGCCCCAUUUGUGAUCAGGGUGGCGAGUGUGAUCUGCAGGAUCAGGCCAUGGCUUUUGGCUCCGAUCGUUCACGUUUCACCGACAUCAACUAUACGGGCAAGCGCGCUGUCGAGGAUAAGGACAUCGGUCCACUGGUCAAGACCGUGAUGACGCGUUGUAUUCACUGUACACGCUGCGUGCGUUUUGCUUCGGAAAUUGCUGGUGUCGAUGAUCUGGGCACCACUGGACGCGGCAAUGAUAUGCAAAUUGGCACCUAUGUGGAGAAACUCUUCCUCACUGAGCUGUCGGGCAAUGUUAUUGAUCUCUGCCCCGUCGGCGCUUUGACCAACAAACCCUAUAGCUUUGUGGCACGCCCCUGGGAGAUACGCAAGGUCAGCAGCAUUGAUGUUUUGGAUGCGGUGGGCAGCAAUAUCGUUGUUAGUACACGCACCAAUGAAGUACUGCGCAUUUUGCCACGCGAGAACGAGGAUGUGAAUGAGGAAUGGCUGGCAGAUAAGUCACGCUUUGCUUGUGAUGGUCUGAAGCGUCAGCGUCUGGUGGCGCCCAUGGUGCGUAUGCCCAAUGGUGAGCUGCAGGCUGUGGAAUGGGAGGGCGCACUGAUUGCUGUGGCCAAGGCUUUGAAGCAGGCCAACGGUCAGGUGGCAGGCGUGGCCGGACAGCUAGCCGAUGUGGAAGCUAUGGUUGCUCUUAAGGAUCUGGUCAAUCGUCUCGAGGGUGAGACACUUGUAACCGAAGCGGACUUCAUCAAGGGCGCCGGCAUCGAUGUGCGCGGCAGCUAUUUGCUCAACAGCACCAUUGCUGGUCUGGAGCAGGCUGAUGCUGUGCUCCUGGUGGGCACCAAUCCACGCUACGAGGCACCGCUAGUCAACACGCGUUUGCGCAAGGCUUAUGUCCACAACGAACUGCAGAUUGCCUCCAUUGGACCCAAGAUUGACUUGUCCUAUCAACAUGACAAUCUGGGUGCAGAUGCUUCGCUGAUUAAGGACGUCUGCAGUGGCGCUCACGCCUUCUCCAAGGUGCUCGAGGGUGCCAAGAAGCCAGCCAUCAUCAUUGGUGCCGAUCUACUGGCUCGCUCCGAUGGCGCUGCUAUUCACGCCACCAUCUCCGAGUAUUGCCAGAAGCUAAACAAACCAGACUGGAAUUCAUUCAAUGUGUUGCAUAACAACGCCGCCCAAGUGGGCGCCUUUGAUGUGGGCUACCAGGCGGGUGCUCAGCGUGCAGUUGAUGCCAAGCCCAAGGUGUUGUUCCUGCUUAAUGCCGAUGCGGGAAAAGUGACACGCGAACAGCUGCCCAAGGAUUGCUUUGUGGUGUACAUUGGCUCGCAUGGUGAUGCUGGCGCCUCAAUGGCCGAUGCUGUGCUGCCUGGAGCGGCGUACACCGAGAAACAGGCCACAUAUGUGAACACAGAGGGCAGGCCACAGCAGACGCAGCCCGGUGUCUCGCCACCAGGCAUGGCACGUGAGGAUUGGAAGAUUCUGCGUGCGCUAUCCGAAGUUGUGGGCACACCACUUAACUAUAAUACGCUCGACGAGUUGCGCUCACGCAUGGAGCAGGUGGCACCACAUCUAACACGCCUGGGACAGCUAACGCCGGCGGGCAACAAUGAGCUGAGCGCCAAGGUGACACCAAGCAAAUCUAUCAACGGUGGUCCCAUCGAUGUUAAGCAAAAGGAACUGCGCGAUUAUUUCAUGACCGAUGCCAUCUCGCGUGCCUCGCCCACCAUGGCCAAGUGCAUAUCCGCAGUCAACAAGCAGCAGAGACUCAAUGAGCAGUCCAAGCAGAGCGUUGCCAUCUAAGAGAGAGGCUUCUACUCUUCCCAACACAUUUCAACUCUCUUCAUUGGGCGCUGUUCAGUUUUAAACAUAAAUAUUAAACUUAA